Anguilla anguilla (European eel) is the source of this 2264-nucleotide messenger RNA. RefSeq names its product mitochondrial elongation factor 2 (gene mief2). Bases 193 to 1557 code for a protein of 454 amino acids. The record is from RefSeq and is a predicted model, not a curated record. Gene Ontology annotation, cellular component: mitochondrial outer membrane. The transcript has 4 exons. NCBI's taxonomy places the organism in Eukaryota, Metazoa, Chordata, Actinopteri, Anguilliformes, Anguillidae. Gene Ontology annotation, biological process: positive regulation of mitochondrial fission; mitochondrion organization.
CGUACGAGCCCGUUUGCUGUUUGCACAGAUAACAUUAGUGCUAACGCAGCUGGCUAGCUAGACUGCUGACAAAAAGAAAAAGAAGGUCGAGAGUUAAUCAAGACGGUGAACAAUCGGUAGAUAGACGAAAUCAUGAUUUUGACACAGUGAAAUCCAAACAAGCAAGGGCCUCUCUCAAAGGCAAUAAGGACAAUGUACUAUCAAGGGAAGAGGAGGGGUGAAGAAGGCUUUGCUGCUGUUAUUGACUUCCUUCUAGCAAAUGCCCGCUUGGUGCUUGGGAUCGGGGGAGCAGCAGUUCUGGGAAUAGCCACGCUGGCUGUAAAGCGGUUGAUUGAGCGUGCUGGCAGAACCCCAGAUGAUGAGAAACCAGACCAGAAGACCAUAGACAGUUGGGAGGAGCUGAGCCUGGUUAGCUCGUCCCCAAAACUGCUGAGGAAAGGCAUUGAGGGUGUGGUUAUGAAGCAGAUCGCUGCUGCUGCCAAAGCUCAGAAAGCAGAGUUGUCCAAGCCUUCCAGUACUACUGCAGAGAAGCCCCAGGUUGAAGUGAAGAGGAUCCAGCUGUGUGUUAGCCUUCAUGAGAGGCUGAAGCAGUACUACGAGUCCCACGUAGCUCUAUCUUUAGAGGAAGUGAGUCGAGCUCAACAACAGGCUUUGGAUAUAUGCACAGAAAUCCAAGGCUUCCUCCACACCAAGCACCCUGACAUGCCUCUGGAGGAAAUGCACCUAGGUGGCUCACUGCUGGAUGAUCUCCAGGUUGUGGCUGCAGACCACGCCUGUCUCCUUGUGCCUUUGCAAAUCGAGGACAUGCUUUGGAAGCUAAUCCCAGGUGAAGAAACGAUCCUGGGUAAACCACAGUUCUGGAUGGUCCGCCGGGUUAACCUGGAGUACUUUCCUCGUGGCCGUAGUUUCUGGGACAGGUUCAUGGUGGGGGGUUACCUCUCUUCCAAAACAGUAGUUGAAGUCCUGAACAAGUCUGUGAUGGAGACGAUGAACUGGCCGAUCCUCAGCAACAUGCUUGAAUGUGUGGUCAGACCAGUGAUGGGGUCCCAGGAGCUGAAGCUUGAGAUUAAGAAUGGAAACAGUCAGCUAUUCAUUAGCAUCUUACCUACCAUACACUUGAAUGACACCGUUUUGACCGCCCAACUGGAGUUCACUGGAAACUUUGACAACAUUUGGUACCACAGUCUUUAUACUGCUGAAACCACCAAGCUUGCAGAAUUGGAUGAAGAGGACCAUGGUAUCCGAAAACUCUGCUUAAAAAUCCUCAAGGCAGUGUGCAAAAAUAACCCCCCAUUGAGGAAGCUCUCUGGGGGACACCUAGCAAAUGUCAUUUUGCAUCUCAGUGAGAAGGAAUACGAUUGGACAGAGGCUGCUUUGGCUGAUAGAUUCCAGCAGGCCAUUACUGAGAUGAUUGGUUAUUUGGAAAUAGGUUGUCUUCCCAAUUACUUCAAGCAGACAAUAAAUUUGCUAUCUGAUUUCACUGAAGAAGAGAUUGAUGAAAUGGGUUUUAUGCUGUACUGUGCUGUAUCUGAACCAGAAAUACUGUUGCAAAUGUAAAUAUUGGCAUUUUUGGUUUCCAAUAACUAUUUACUUCAAAAUAUGUAAUUAUAAUUGCAGCAAUAACAAGAUAAAUGUACCAGUAUGACACUCAGAUACCUUAGAUACUUUGAAGUGUUAGAAAUUAUCUGAAUCUCAGAAAUAUAUGAAUGUUGCCAACAAGCAGAGCCUCCAACUAAACAAUAAACUUGUGAAACAUAAUUUGCAAAACAAUUUUCAUUGAAAAUCAUUUGGAUUUAUAGUUUCAGCUUCCAGCUGAAUUUUUAUACUUCUGUCAGUUUUACGUUUUACUUUUUGGGGAGAGUAGAAGUGGAUGAUACUGGCUGUUGGCAAUUUCCAGCAUCUCUUAAGUGGUAACAUAUACAGUGGAUUUAGAAAAAACAAGAACAGUGUAGUAAAAAUAUUUUUGUACAUGUACAUAAACUCUGUAGAAUUUAUUUGCAUUUUCUGUAAAUAGUACAUUUUUUGAAGACUAGAGAAUAUUUUAAGUCUGUAUGCUCACGACUUUAUACACUGUGUAUAAUAUGGUUGCUGUGCUCAAGAAUGUCUAAGCUCUCAAUCCUGUGAUGGCAGGACAUGGUGGAGCUAAACAACCUUGGUCAUGUUUUUGAAUGAUCUUAUUCAAUAAAGGUGUAUUUGAAGAUGUGUUCCUUUUCUCAAAACUUCCUCUUAAGGAAAUAAAAUAAAGUAUUAUUUUUGUAGUGUUA